This is a messenger RNA of Emericellopsis atlantica, 300 nucleotides long. RefSeq lists its product as uncharacterized. The record is from RefSeq and is a predicted model, not a curated record. Lineage: Eukaryota; Fungi; Ascomycota; Sordariomycetes; Hypocreales; Bionectriaceae. The coding region runs from base 1 to 300 and encodes 99 amino acids. The transcript has a single exon.
AUGGUCUCCCUACGAAGCUUCCUGGCCAUCGCGGCCCUGACGGCCUCCGCUGCCGCGAGUCCCGCCCCUCGUGUCCCUCUCUCGCCCCUGAACAAGCGCGACACUUGCGAGUUCCCCGUCCUCGACUCGUUCCCUGCUCCACGCUGCUACGAGGUGGGCGCCGAUGCUUCCUGCCAGUUCUGCUGUGUGGGCGGUAUCUCCCUCCCAGCGGAAUACCACUGCCAUUUCGGCCAUACUGGCAUCAACUGCGCCGAAGAGGGCUACGAUGGUUAUAACCUCUGGCACUGCGACGAUCACUAA